Molecule: messenger RNA, 2058 nt
Organism: Meyerozyma guilliermondii ATCC 6260
Lineage: Eukaryota; Fungi; Ascomycota; Pichiomycetes; Serinales; Debaryomycetaceae
Product: proline--tRNA ligase
Exons: 1
Coding region: 1-2058 (685 amino acids)
Biological process (GO): prolyl-tRNA aminoacylation
Cellular component (GO): cytoplasm; aminoacyl-tRNA synthetase multienzyme complex
Molecular function (GO): ATP binding; aminoacyl-tRNA deacylase activity; proline-tRNA ligase activity
Source: RefSeq, a predicted model, not a curated record
AUGGCCCUCGAGCAGUCUUUGGCCCAGCUUUCUUUAGCGUCAGUCUCCGCCGAAAAUGCGUUGACAACCAAAACCUUGGUUUUCAAGCCAAAAACAGCAAAAACAGCCACCCCAGUCCCAGUGGUGGUGAUCGCAUUGCAAGACACCAAAACUCCAACUUCAUUGGUGGCGGCCUCAGCGCUGGUAAAGGAGCCCCGAAUGGCCAGCGCCGACUUGGUGGAAGAGUUCUUCAAAGUGGCACCUACAGAGGUAUCAAUUGCCAAUUUGCAUAAAGAUUUAGCCGGUAAAAUCAAGAUUUUACUUGACCAAAAGAUCACUGAAGCUGGCGAAACUCCCUUGGAAUUGGCCACCGCGUCGUCCAAGGCCGCGCUUCCCGCUAACGUGGUGGUCAAGUACCUUGAAUCAACUGGAAUAGAAACUGUAGUUGUGGAUUUCACGGCUGCUCCAUCAGCUCCAGCCGCUGGUGCUUCCAACGACGCCAAAGCUCGUAAGACCGUCGCCAAGCAGAAAAAGGAAGAGUCCAAGCGCGAGGACGCCAAACUCAUUGGAAUAACUGUAGACAAGACCAAGGAUUUUUCAGCUUGGUAUUCCGAGGUGGUGACUAAAGGAGAAAUGUUGGAUUACUAUGACGUUUCCGGAUGUUACAUCUUAAGACCCAACUCGUACCAUGUCUGGGAACAGAUCCAGGACUGGUUCAAUAUCCAGAUCAAGAAGUUGGGCGUUCGCAAUGCAUACUUCCCCAUGUUCGUCUCAUCGAGAGUUCUCGAAAAGGAGAAGGACCAUAUCGAGGGAUUUGCACCUGAGGUUGCGUGGGUCACCAAGGCUGGAAACUCAGAGCUUGAAGAGCACAUUGCCAUCAGACCAACCUCCGAAACCGUCAUGUACCCAUACUACGCCAAAUGGAUCCGUUCUCAUAGAGACCUUCCUUUGAAACUCAACCAGUGGAACUCGGUGGUUCGUUGGGAAUUCAAGCACCCACAGCCAUUUUUGAGAACCAGAGAGUUCUUGUGGCAGGAAGGACACACCGUUCAUUUGACCGACAAAGAGGCCGACGAACAGGUGAUGAAAAUCUUGGAUUUGUACACCAAGAUCUACGAAGAGCUUUUGGCUGUUCCUGUGGUCAAGGGUAAGAAAACUGAAAAUGAAAAGUUUGCCGGUGGAAACUAUACCACCACCGUCGAGGGAUUCAUUGGUGCUACCGGUAGAGGAAUUCAAGGUGCUACUUCGCACCAUCUCGGUACCAACUUUUCGAAAAUGUUCAACAUUACCGUUGAAAAUCCCGAAGGUGCUGACAAGCCCAAGGUAUAUGGUGUGCAAACCUCGUGGGGUUUAUCCACAAGAGUCAUUGGUGUCAUGGUUAUGACCCAUUCCGACAACAAAGGUUUGGUUCUUCCACCUAGAGUUGCCCAGACACAAGUUGUAGUUAUUCCCGUUGGAUUGACCAGCAAGACAGCUGACGACGAGAGAAAGGGAAUUAACGACGGAGCAGCUGACAUUGAAGCCCGCUUGAAUGCUGCGGAUGUGAGAGUCACUUCUGACUACAGAGACACUUACACCAGUGGAUGGAAGUUUGCCAAUUGGGAGUUGAAGGGUGUGCCUUUGCGUGUUGAAUUCGGACCCAAGGAUAUGGCCCAGGAGCAAGUCACUGCCGUCAGACGUGAUAAUGGAGAGAAAUACACCGUCAAGUUGGCCGAGUUGGAAACCAGAAUUCCCGAAUUGCUCGAAACGAUGCAAAAGGAAAUGUUGGAAAAGGCCCGUGGUGACUUCGACAAGCACCGGGUGAAGGUGGACGAAUGGAAGGACUUUGUGCCCACUCUCAAUGCUAAGAAUGUCAUUUUGUCGCCAUGGUGUGGAGACGCCGAUUGCGAAGACGACAUCAAGGAUUCCUCAGCAAAGAACAACAACGGCGAGGACGAGGAAGAAGACGAGCGUGCUCCUUCGAUGGGUGCCAAGUCGUUGUGUAUUCCAUUUGAACAGCCAGAAUUGAAGCCGGGCCAGAAAUGUGUCAAGUGUGACAGAGCCGCAGUCACCUACUGUAUGUUCGGCAGGUCUUACUAG